ACGCCUACCCGCCUGUGCAUCCACAUCCACUCACGUCCCCAGCUACUUCACCAACACUGUCGCGCCCUCAUACAUCCGACCGCACCCUCGCAUAAACACACACGCACAUUACAUACCAUGCUCAGCGUCAGCACCACCUUCGGCCUGGCCAACACCAGCCCCAAUGGCAUCUCAAACAGCGAUGACGCUCAAUUGGAUCUGUCUGUCUCCAAAGAAGGUGCAGACAUUCCGUCCAACAGUACUCUGGCAGUCAGCAGUGUACCUGUGCACGAUACUAAGAACGUCACCGUAAACACGGCCGUCUUUAGCGCACAGGGCCAUACCCCUAGUGGUGGCCUCUCUGAAGAAGAGCUUUUAUUACAUCUCCAUGUGCAGCGAAAGCGUCUUGCCACCAGAAAAACUCUGGCAGCUCGGCUCCUGACGGCGCAGCACACGCCCAGUGUUGAGGCGGUCUACGAAGCGGCCAAGGAUGAACUUGACGAUGUCAAUCGACGUAUUGAAAGCCUGGUCGAGUCGCAUAAAGCGUUGGCGACUCGAGAGCGACCACAGCUAGCGGCGCUCAUCAAGACCAUUGAAGGUAACGACCCUACUGCUAAGGGAAUUGAAUACCAAAAGCCAUUAGAGAUCACCAAAGAUAUGUCCAUGUUUCAAACGGGUUCGGACCCGCGACAGUUCUUGGAUGAAUUGGAGUGUACGGUUUGUGCUGUCGUGGGCGAGCAGGUCUUUGCAAACUUGUGUGGUCGUUAUCUUAUGGUAUUUACGGGCAAACCCGAUGUUUUGAGAUUGCUCAUGGAAGAGCUUAAUAAAAGAGUAAACGAAAAGCUGUCGUGGGAUACCUGUCAAACGAUCUUCCUGCGCAUCACGCUAACGGACUCUGAGCGCUGCCGUCGAAUCAACGAAUUGUUGAGCACUGGUCGAUUCUCCAAUGAAUCCUGUCGCCAAUAUGGACUGAGGAUCGGCAGAGAGUUGAGGAUCCAUGGGUGUCCAGAUGAUGAUCUGAACAUACUGGCCAUCUUGAAAUCAACCGUACCGCCUAUGGCGCUCCUCAACAUGACCACCCACUUGAUACUCCAGAGAAGGAAAAUGGGGUUUACAUCACUCAAAGAGUUUACUGAAAUCCUCAGUGGUCUUGACGGUCCCGCUGCUGACACUGUCACCUCCAUCAACGGCACAGCAGGUCCUAUGUGUCUCCCCACUAGCCCCACGUCUCCUGCAAGUCCGACGCUCAACACAGGUCCUACACAUCGUCAUCUUAACCAGGGUCGAAACCGUUAUUCGCCUACCAACAACCGGACUGGGAACAAUGGACAGGAGGCUAUGAAGCCUACCCAUCGGAAGGUACCACCGUACAACUGCGACCGCUGCGGCAAAAACUACACCCAUAACUCCACCGAUUGCAAGCAGUGCACCAAGUGCAUGAAGAUGGGGCAUUUCGCAGAGGAUUGUCGAAUUCCAAGGAAAGCAAAUAACCAGAAGAACCAGGGUUCAGGUCCAUUCUCGAAGCCCCAGCACUCCGGAUGAAAUUCAGGACGAUAAUGGUAAAGAUGGCAGCGGUGACAAAAAAAGGCGGAGCGGAUUUUUUUCCUAGCAAUUGCUUUUGCAUAUUUUCCCAUUUAUUUUAAUUUUUUCCAAUAAAUACGCAGCUUGAGCAAAGACAAU
Molecule: messenger RNA, 1659 nt
Organism: Gamsiella multidivaricata
Lineage: Eukaryota; Fungi; Mortierellomycota; Mortierellomycetes; Mortierellales; Mortierellaceae
Exons: 2
Coding region: 118-1521 (467 amino acids)
Molecular function (GO): nucleic acid binding; zinc ion binding
Source: RefSeq, a predicted model, not a curated record